UCCCUGAAGCUUGAUAAGACAAUCCUGAAUAAAUGAAUUAACUCUUUCAAACAACAUGGUCAGAAAGGGAUUUUGCUUGCUAGUGGACUGCUCAUCUUUUCGCCGACAUCCCGAUGGUGCUUUGUCACCUUAUCCGUACUCCGGAGAUAAUGACGUCGUGAAUCAUGGCGAGGGCCGACCAAAUAUCUCCACAAAAUGUUUUCUAAAAGACGCCAAACUCGCGCCAUGUCUCAAUUUGCGCUGCAUUACAGGCCCGUCAGCCAUGAUCGACUUGCAACAUGGCAAAAACCGAACCACAACGACCCGAGGGAAGUUCAUCCCAUCCCCAACCCAAUCCAGCUCACGAAACAAUCCGCGAGAAAGAUUCUACCCCGACCUCCUCCGAUGACGCUGAUAACACGGACACCUCGGACAACGACUCCAACUAUGACGGCCACCGCCCAACCUCCCACGACAUCCGCCUCUCGCGGUUCCGAACCAAAGACACCGUCCGCUCCGCCAGCACCGUGACAACCGUCUCCUCCUCGAGCAUUGCCGACCCUCCCCACCCACAACCCCGAUCCCCUUCCACCGUCCGACGAGGCAGCACGGGGAGCUCCAAUGUCCGACAAACCCUCUCCCGCCGCUCGACCGCCCUGAUAAGCCGCAUCCGGUCCCGCCCUACCACCCAUCCACCACAGUUCACGCACCCGCUCUCGCACAUCCCCACCACCGCGUCGUACCUCGUCGACUUCGACGGCCCCGAAGACGCGUACAAACCGCUCAACUGGCCCACGCGCAAAAAGGUCAUGACCACGAUGCUCUACGGCCUAGUGACCAUGACGGCGACGUGGGCGUCGUCGUGCUACUCGGCCGGCACGGCGCUUAUCGCGGCCGAGUUCGGCGUCGGCGAGCAGGUGGCCGUCCUCGGCACAUCGCUGUUCUUGGUCGGGUUCGGCAUCGGCCCGCUGCUCUGGGCGCCGCUGAGCGAGGUGUACGGGCGCCGGCUGGCCGUGUUUGGGCCCAUGUUUGUGGCCAUGUGCUUUAGCUUUGGGAGCGCGACGGCCAAGGACUUCCAGACGCUGAUGCUGACGCGGUUUUGGGGGGCCUUCUUUGCGAGUGCCCCUGUCACGAAUACCGGGGGCGUGCUCGGGGAUUUGUUCGGCCCGGAGCAGAGGGGUAUUGCCAUGGCUGGGUAUGCUAUGGCUGUAGUGGGUGGGCCUGUGCUAGGGCCGAUCGUAUCUGCUGCCGUGGUUGUUCAGCCUGGUUUGGGCUGGCGCUGGACCGAAUACCUCGCGGGCAUCCUUCAGGGGUUCAUUCUCCUCGUGGCAAUGAUCGUCAUCGACGAGACCUACCCGCCCAAGCUGCUGGUCUACAAGGCCCGCCGGCUGCGCAUCCAGAGUGGCAACUGGGCGCUGCACGCAAAGUUUGAGGAGUGGGACGUCAGCAUCGUCGAGCUGGCCCGCAAGUUCCUGGUGCGUCCCGUCCAGCUGCUCUGCACCCCAAUCUGCUUCCUGGUGGCGCUGUACGCGAGCUUUUGCUACGGCAUCUUGUACAUGCAGCUCGGUUCCAUUCCCAUCAUCUUCAGCGAGGUCCGCGGCUGGUCGCCCUUUGUUGCCACCCUGCCCUUCUUGUGCAUCUUAAUUGGGGCUGUCCUCGGCGCAGCAGCAAAUGUGUACAAUCAAGUGCUCUACAACAAGGCAUACCGCGCAGCUGGGAACAGAGCUGUACCCGAGCGGCGUCUUCCGCCUAUGAUGAUAGGCUCGGUGCUGUUCGCGGGCGGACAGUUCCUCAAUGGGUGGACGGCCGGUCCGCACGUUCACUGGAUUGUCCCGUGUCUCGGACUGGUGAUGCUCGGCACCGGAUUCUUCACUAUCUUCCAGGCGGCCCUGAACUACCUCGUCGAUACGUUUACAAAGUAUGCUGCCUCGGCCGUGGCUGCCAACACCUUUCUGAGGUCGUGCUUUGCAUGCGCCUUCCCACUGGUCGUUGGCCCAAUGUACCGCAAUCUCGGUGUUGGCCCAGGGUCGUCGACACCGGCGGGCUUUGCUGUGCUCCUGAUACCCGUGCCAUUUGUGUUUUUUGUCUACGGAGAGCGGAUACGGGCUCGGUCCAAGUGGUCACGGGCUUCUGUUCGCGCUGGAGCAAAGGGGAAGCGAGACACUUGAGUUCAAGAUCUAGCGAGAUACUCUAGAGCCUAGACCGAGCCUAAGAGAAGGUGUUCGUAACACCUUCCAAAAAUUUCGCAUCGCAAGAGUAAACCCAUAUCGGAUGGCACCCUGAACGACCAAAAAUAGUCCGUGGCGCGUACAGUGACAUUCCCUCCAAUUUACGUGAGUGGAUGGAAGGAGGGAGGUGCUUGCCACAAGUGAGGGGCAUAUCUACCGGAAAGUUGUGAAAACGGUUUGAACGUCUUUAUCAAGGGUGCAUCGAUUCCUAG
Messenger RNA from Parathielavia appendiculata, 2419 nucleotides. RefSeq names its product MFS general substrate transporter. The record is from RefSeq and is a predicted model, not a curated record. The transcript has 2 exons. Gene Ontology annotation, molecular function: transmembrane transporter activity. The coding region runs from base 279 to 2147 and encodes 622 amino acids. Gene Ontology annotation, biological process: transmembrane transport. Gene Ontology annotation, cellular component: plasma membrane. NCBI's taxonomy places the organism in Eukaryota, Fungi, Ascomycota, Sordariomycetes, Sordariales, Chaetomiaceae.